AGUAUAUACAGGGUGUUAAUUUCAAUAUGGCACGCCCGCUAGUAUAGUAGUAAGUAAGGCUGUAGUAAGGCAGCAGCCUCACAGCCUCUACUGGGGCUCCCUAGUAGGGAACACUUGUAGCCCUUGCAGUACGAUGUGGAGUACACUGUCGCAACGAUAAUGGAUAAGCGCUACUCGGUCGAUAUUGAUCUAGUCAUCAGUUUGUCUUCUGGUUCCAUAACCAUCUUCAUCAUACCAACGAUCAGUAACUCGUCUGAUAUGAACAGUGUUACUGCUGGGACAGCCGCUCUUACUUCGACGACAGCAGCAGCCUCGACUAUUGGGGGAAGGUUGUGUAAAAUAGUCCUUACCGGAGGGCCUGGUGGCGGCAAGUCUACGGCUCUCACCAAGCUCAGGAACCGACUCGUGCAUAGAGGCUUGCAGGUGAUGAGGCCAGGGAUACUCCAGUGAAAGGAUGUGGAGGGCAGGUAACGUUGAUAGGAGAGAAUGCCACACCCUUGAUAGACAAGAUGGGUGGCUAUGAGCCCUCUUGGAGGCAUACUUGGAAACAUAUUGAAUUUCAAAGGAUAAUGCUGAAGGCCCAGAUAGAGCAGGAGGAUAAUAUAACCUCUUUAUGUCGUCUACGAGAGGAUGAUAGGGUUAUCAUACUUGACCGAGGUGCCUUUGAUGGUAGGACAUUUUGUACUGAUGAGGAGUGGGAGAAAGUUCGGAACUCUAAUAAUAUCUAUACGGAUAAGGAACUCUUCGAUAGAUACGAUGUUGUCAUACACAUGACAUCAGCUGCAGUCGAUCGUCCUCAGUUUUACUCUUAUGGUGCUGGUAGCACGAAUGAAUCACGCUUUCACACACCCUCUCAGGCAGCAGAGGCAGAUAAGCUCGGCAGGGAUUUCGUCACCCACACUGGUCAGAAUGUGUUUGUUGUGGAUACUAAGGAAAACUUUGACGAUAAAGUCGAGGAGGUCUUCCGCUGUGUACAAGGGGCCAUCUCGAGGCUCUGGGGCCCAACUGUCGUGGAGGGGCUCAGUACUAAGAGGGUUCAGCAUAAGGUCCGAGUAUUACGGUCAUGGGAGGAGAUAUGCCAGCUCCCCGAGGUGACCUGUGGGAGCAAGGAGGCAGCUAAGGCUGCUUAUAUCAGCGAGAUCACUUAUCUCAACAAGGAUCAGACACGAUGGGUGAGGAGAUGGCGUAAGGUAGGUAAUAUAUCAGAACUGGACAAGAAGACACCUGCAGAGCUCGUGAAGGAGUUCCCCUCGUUAGAAGAGGAACGCCUCUUACCCCAAGGAGACUCCUCUGAGGACAGAAGCAAGAUGGAGUCCUCUGAAGAGACAGUUAUGAUUGAUAGUGGUGAGAGAGGCCCCAAGAGGAUGGCCAACCUCAGUGUGGAUGCGUACGAGCGUGCCAUUAGAGAGUAUGAGGCUGAGAAGGCCCGUCAUGGGGGUGAGGACUUCCCCAAGCAGAUACUCAAGAGACAGGUCUCGUAUGAGACCAGAUACAUCACAUUGAAAGCGUACUCCGGCCUUGAUGGUUCGCCAUGCCCUGGCUAUGAGAACAUAUGGGUAUUGGAUAUGGAGGAUCCUGCCGUCCACAGUACUCAGGAUACACUAUCCCUCCUACCUAGCUUUGUGGAACCUGUACCAGAAGCCGUUAUAAACAGCCCAUCUCCGUCUCAGCAUACUUCUUCUACGCCACCGACGACCAUCAUUAAGGAUCCACCCCACCAUCGUACCAGGAGGCGGGAGACCGAUACAAGCCCGAUUGCACCAUUAGCUGUUCAGUCAGCGGGCAUUAGCACUACGGCGAGAUCUAAGUCUGGGCCAUCCGUUACACGGAAAAGACGUUUACCCAAGUCUAAAUUGGUGCUGUGUCAUCAUCCGACAGCUGACGCGGCUGCAGGAGUCAGUGAGCCCUCCAAGAACCACCCUGCUGGACAUCCCUCUAAACGUAGCCGCGAGCAGGCUAGUGAGGCAGUGACCGGGUCGGAGGAGGUCGAUGGGUUACGGUCUAAGAUGCCCAAGUCCUCCACCGUCGAGGAUGAGAAGGAGAACUCCUCGUCUAGCAAUGUUAGUAGUGUUACGUGA
Molecule: messenger RNA, 2078 nt
Organism: Perkinsus marinus ATCC 50983
Lineage: Eukaryota; Perkinsozoa; Perkinsida; Perkinsidae
Exons: 16
Coding region: 510-2078 (522 amino acids)
Molecular function (GO): phosphatidylinositol binding; GTP binding; phosphatidic acid binding
Source: RefSeq, a predicted model, not a curated record